CCGGUGUCAUUGUCCCUGACUUGACAGUGCCAGUGGAAGUGAGUGAACCAAGUUGCGGGUCGCUGGUGCCAACGCCCGGCGAAACAGAGCUAACACCGGCGAGAGGACCCACGUAGAGACGCAGCUGACGAGUUCGCUAGCUGAUCCAGAACAAGCACAGAGAUGCAGACUAUCAAGUGUGUGGUGGUGGGUGAUGGAGCAGUGGGUAAAACCUGCCUGCUGAUUUCCUACACCACCAACAAAUUCCCCUCGGAGUAUGUCCCCACAGUGUUUGACAACUAUGCUGUAACUGUGAUGAUCGGGGGAGAACCAUACACCCUCGGUUUAUUUGAUACAGCAGGUCAGGAGGAUUAUGACAGGUUACGACCACUUAGUUACCCACAGACAGACGUCUUCUUAGUCUGCUUCUCAGUUGUGUCCCCUUCCUCGUUUGAGAACGUUAAAGAAAAGUGGGUUCCUGAAAUCACUCACCACUGUCCCAAGACCCCGUUCCUGUUGGUAGGCACUCAGAUCGACCUGCGCGACGACCCCUCCACAGUGGAGAAGUUAGCCAAGAACAAACAGAAGCCAAUCACCCCAGAGACAGCAGAAAAGCUGGCCCGUGACCUUAAGGCAGUCAAAUACGUUGAGUGCUCAGCCCUAACACAGCGGGGACUGAAGAACGUAUUUGAUGAGGCUAUCCUAGCUGCUUUAGAGCCCCCUGAAACUCAGAGAAAGAGAAAAUGCUGUUUGUUCUGAUGUCUUCUUGCUUCUUGCCUCUCGAUCGUCUGCUGCUUACUCAUUGUAAAGAUAUGUCUGUCACUGAAAUGACCACACUGCUCUUUUAAACUUACAAACUCUGUGCCCGUUAACUUAACUCCUUCUGAUCAUCUGUGCUUUUUUUCCUUUUUCCGACUUGACCUAAUCCCAAUAAUCAAUGCUGCCUAAUAUGUCAAAAGUGCCAAUCUUGAGUUCUUUGUGUUUUCAGUCUGUGUAACUGGACAUGACUGAGUUUUGGUUUUGGUAUAGUUUUGGUUUCGAGCUCUUCAGCAUCAGUUGUACCCUAAAAAGUAUUUAAGCUUAAUUCUGUCUUAAGACAGUAUUAACCCUUUUUUUUUCUACUGCAGCAUAAAAACAUAAUUCCCAUGGGCUUUUGUCUUUACACAGACAACUUGAUCAUGAGGAGAGUCUUGUUAAUGUUAUUUGAAUAAAGGAACAUUUUGAUCGUCCUGCUGCAUUUCUCUUCAGCUUUCUUUUUGCAGUGAGAUCCCUGUAGAUGUUGAUUUGUAUUUGGAGCACGGCUCUGUUUUGAAUAUGAAUAUCUUGUUUCCACAGAAAGGGUUAAAGAAUGUGUUUGAUGAGGCAAUACUGGCGGCCCUGGAGCCCCCCGAACCUAAGAAAAGACAUAAAUGUGUUCUGCUCUAAGUUUCAUCGCUGCCUGCUCCACACCACUUCACUUCCCCGUAUCUAGGUUAACAGUCCUGAAGAGGUUUUUCCUGCACAAGCACAUUCCAAGAUGAGUUGAGAGAUCAUGAACCAUUUGUCCUCUGUCUGACUUAUCCUACAAACAUAGUCAAUGUGCUGAACAUGAUUUUAAGAUUGAUGACUUUACCCCACUUGCAUAAUGUGAACACUGAAUAUGUGAAGUAUAUCAGCAAACUGCAGGUAACGGUUCAGUAAUAGAUCACUUUGACCACAGUAGAGUUGAUUUUGACACGAGUGGAAGAACUGACUGUUGUAAUGAUGGUAUUGUAGUGGUUCUAACUGUUGUAUCAAGUGGCCUAUGGAACACAAAUAUAAGCUGAUAAUGAUGGGUUAGUGAGAAGCUCAAGUUCUGUAUUAGUGCAACUUUCAGCUGAUACUUUUUAUCCCCCAAAGUGAAUCAUUUGCACUGCAUCUUCAAUCCUGGUAUAUGCGACUGCAGUUUUCUUUCAUCACUGAUUGGGUAUGUAGCAUUAUAGAUACACCAUACAGCCAUGGAACUCAAAUAUUUAGUUUUUCAGGUUGUUUUUUUUAAGAACUGACACAAUUUCAAAGAGUUAGCAGGAGUCACUGUGUUUCACACAACGUCUGUAAACACAGUCUCCUGGAAGAUCUAUGAACCAGCUGACGUAAUCUGACAUUUCUAGGGUAUCCUCCACUGUAGCUCUAGUUUUCCCAAAGAAAACCAGAUCAAAUUGACUCCUGACGGAGCAGAGAUCCACAGAAGCUGAGAAACAAGUCAUCAUUGAGCCUGAGUCUCAAACGAUGGGAACAUUCCAAUCAGAAAUCAUCUGUCACAAACAUUCUCCAUCAAUUUGAGUAACUACUUGAGCACAAGUUUUGUAAGGUAUGCGAGAACGUGAUGUUUAUGCCCUUAUAUAACAAACUUUUGAGCUUUACAGCUCAUAACCGGAGGCUAAUUUAUUUUGUUAAGGGAACGAACUCGCUGCUACGCUGCAUCGGCAUCAUUAAGAUGGCAACAACACAUUGUGACACGUCUUAUAAAAUGCUACACAUAGUUUGACAUCCUGUGAAGACAUUUCUUUUAUUUCACCCUUGCCCUAGAUGUUGGGCUUGAAUUUGAUUUGUAAAUAGAGUGAGAAUAUACUUAUUGACUGAAUGAAACAUGUGCAUUGUUGAUAACGAGAUUUGAACAAGCUGACGUGACCCUGAAAUCCAAUUAACCAGGAAAAUGACAUGUUUCUUGGACGGAUAUGAUUUUUAUUCAAUUUGACAUCAAAGUUGUACUGUAUCUUAUCUUGCCUGUGAUAAAACAUCACAAUGAACCAGUAUUAUGAAUAAACUUAACUUCAAGUAA
Platichthys flesus (European flounder) is the source of this 2779-nucleotide messenger RNA. RefSeq names its product cell division control protein 42 homolog. Bases 163 to 738 code for a protein of 191 amino acids. The record is from RefSeq and is a predicted model, not a curated record. Lineage: Eukaryota; Metazoa; Chordata; Actinopteri; Pleuronectiformes; Pleuronectidae. Gene Ontology annotation, molecular function: GTPase activity; GTP binding. Gene Ontology annotation, cellular component: dendritic spine. Gene Ontology annotation, biological process: small GTPase-mediated signal transduction; modification of synaptic structure. The transcript has 6 exons.